AUGGCCACGGGAGAUUUGGCUUGGGGGGAGCAGGCCCUCGGAGCGGACCCUUGCGGGAAGAUCGUCAUUUUCGUGGAGUACUACAGAAGCCUCAGGAAUACUUACCUUACCUUCCUGCUCAUGUUUAGCAGCGCUAUGGCCAUUUGGGUUGCGCAUCUGAAGGCCGCCAAGCGGGAAGCGAACUUAAACCGCCCCGUGGGCGGCUUUCGAGCCGAGGAUCUGGUGGCCCACGACGAGAGCCGCUGGGUGGGCAGGGUGAUGGAGGCCUUUUAUCGCGUGGAGGUGGAGAUCUGCAAGCGCUGCGAACACUGCCGCAUUUCCCGCCGGCACAGCUCCGCGAUGCGGCGGGACUUCUGCGGGAAAUGCCUGGGACCCGAACCCAAAAGGAGUGUGAAGGGCUCACGUGCGGCGAUGAGGUUCCUUGGCCGAGUCUGGACCGGCUGGAAGGGAGCCAUUACGGUGUCUAAAGAUGGGCUAAGGAGCCGGGAUCUGCUAAGGGAGCGGAGCGGUGAAGUUCUGUUCGACAUGGCAGUGCAGCUCCUGCAAGCCGAGAAGGUGAAGCGAGGCGAAUCCAUCGCGGACUUUUGGAAGGAAGUGGCGGAGCUGAUCUGGAAGAAGGGGUUGGAUGCGGCGUCCAAGGUCUUGCAGGGAAUGGAUCUGGGUGCCCGUGUGGAUCUACGGCCAACGCAGCGGAUGUCUGCCUCCUAUGACGCGGACGCGGCCAAAGAGUUGUGGCUCUAUGCUACCGCCACGACCUGCUCCCUGGAGGAUUUGCACAAGUGGCCCAACGGCUUCGACAACCCCACCUGCAAGACCUUUGCUGCGGGAGCGGGGAAGGUCAGCGUCUUUGUGGACAACACCAGGCCAUCCAUUCAGGCUCUGAAGUGGAUCGGCCUGGUGCUGCGCAUUUCGGACGCCGCGUGGUUUCAGAGUGUCAUCGCAGGACUGGAGCGGUGGACUGUUGGCAACCAUAAAGGGUUCGUUGCGACGGACGACGCCACGAAGCGAAUCAUUGUCUCUGUCGCGGGCACCGGCUUGCCCACAGACGCCGGCUUCAUUGCAGACGUCCUAGCGGACGUGAACGCGAACAACUUGUACGGCUUGGGAUGCCCGGUGAUCCAAGUGCAAAAGACAAAAUUUGGGCUGCCCUACAUUGUAAAGCUCCCUGGCUUGCACCACAGGGGGUUCUGCUGGUUUUACAACAUGAUGGUGCUCUACACCAGCUACCAGGCGGACCUUGUGAAGGCCUUGAGCGCCAAUCCCGACUACGAUGUGGUCUUCACCGGCCACUCUCUGGGAGGUGCCUCCAUCACCUUGGCUGCCACAGACUAUGUCUAUCGCAUCCGCCCGGCGCUGAAGAAAAGUCCCGACUCGGACUCCCAGUCAGUGGAGCCUUGCUUGGCGUGUGACCUUCCAGAAGUGGAUCCCCUGCCUGGGCUAGCUGUGACUGGACAGGCAAUGCUUUACACCUACGGCUCGCCUCGGCCCACCUCCCCCGCCGGCGCGGACUAUCUGCAUGGCCAGCUGAACGCUUCCUAUCGCGUCACCCGGAACGGGGACCCCGUGCCCUUGCUGAUGAUGUGUCAGCGCCAGGACUCGGGCGUCCAGGCCUGCAGGCCGACGGAAAGGAACGCCUACCACGUGGCGCAGGAGGUGUACUACCCCUUCGAGAAUGGCACAUACUUCAUGUGCAAUGGUUUAGGGGAAGACCCAGAGUGCCAAGACACCAGAUCUGUGGAGAAGGACUAUACUUUCGAGCAGUUCACCUACGGUUUCGGAAAUAUCCACACCGCCUACUUCGGCACCUCGUUUGACAACUUGUCCGUUCGCCAAGUCACCGGGUACUUCGCGGUGAACUUCGGUGCCUGUGAUCCCCUGAGGCACGGGGCCUUGGAAGGUAACAUCUUGUACUCGAAUUCGGCCAUCGGCCCGCCGGGCUGCCGCUCACUGGGCACUUGCAUUUUGCAGGUGGGCAGCGAAGGUCUGCCGGGCUUCGAGGCCCUGGAGCUGCCCGGGAACUCCGCGGCCUGGCGGGAGCUUUGCAAACACUUCCCGGGACAGAAGGUGUCUUUAUCUGCAGGUAUUUGGCGGCAGGCGCAGUGUUGCGUCACUUGA
Effrenium voratum is the source of this 2115-nucleotide messenger RNA. The record is from the annotation of a GenBank genome assembly. NCBI's taxonomy places the organism in Eukaryota, Dinophyceae, Suessiales, Symbiodiniaceae.